GGAUGGGCGGGACAAACACAGAUAACGGACCCAAAAAUCACUCCGUCUGCUGCAGUUAACGUGCACGUCUGUUCAUAAAUAUGUGAAUUAUCAUCAGAAACGUUAUGAGUUGUUGUGUCUGCCCUACAGGAAGACGACAAUCCCGGCUACCGAUGUAGAUACACGCUGAAGCAGUGAGAUGUCUCUGGCUCAGAGGGUUCUAUUGACCUGGGUCUUUACCCUGGUCUUCCUCAUCAUGCUGGUACUGAAACUGGACGGGAAGGUGCAGUGGAACUGGUUCCUCAUCUUCCUCCCAGUCUGGGUAUUUGAUGGCAUCCUCAUCCUCAUGCUUGCCAUAAAGAUGGCGGGCCGCUGCAAGCCCGGGUACGACCCCCGCAACGGCUCCCCCGACCUGCGCCUGCGGGCCUGGUACCUGACGGCCAUGCUGCUGAAGCUGGGCUUCUGCCUGACGCUGUGCGCCAAGCUGGAGAAGCUGGCCGAAGUGAAGCUGACGUUUGUGUGCAUCCCGCUGUGGACCAUGUUACUGGGGGCGCUGGUGGAGCUGGGGCUGAACAUCUUCCCUGAGAGGAGAGAGGCCUAGAAGGAACUUCAUAAAAACACAUUGAGAAUAGAUUUGUGUUUGUAUGACCAAGAUAACGUGGAAUAUGAGCUUUUGUUUUUGUCCUGAUUAUGUUUCCAGAGAGGACUAAGACUCAAGAAGGAAUUAAAUCAUUAUUUUAGAUAUCAGUAUUCAUCCAAACUGUGUUAAACAUUUCAAUCAUGGGGUGUUCAGAGCUCAGCGGAGUAGCCUGUGAUGGCUUCAGCAUGGAACCGUAACAUCUCAAAUGUAAAAAAAUAACUUCAAAUGAAUGGCCUAUUUUUCCUUACAAAGGAAAAAGAAAUGUCACAAUGGGAUGAACUGUACAUGUAUUAUAAGACUACUGUGAAAUCUACACUGGAAGAAACGUAAACAUGUCAUUUUUGUUUAUAACUCAACAACAUUUUCAGUUAGUUUUCCUGAAUAGUUUUAAUGUAGAUAAGCUUGCACAUCUGGAGGAAGCAAACUGUCUUCCCCUUCUUUAUUCAGCUGCAUGCUGAUCAGUUUUGUUACCAAUCAUUGGAUGUACAUUUAGCUAUGUAUGCUUUACAUACUGACUAUACUCACACACCCUUUCCUUUCAUCUCUGGGCUAUGCAGAGUACUACUCAGCCAUAUUUGAUUUGAUAAAUGUACUUUAUAAGUGAUCCUGACAGCAGCCUGCUUUGGCUGCAAUCAUAAGGAAAUUGCAGGAUAUAAAACUAUCUUGUAACAACUCGUGAUUUUUUCCACAGGCUGCCCUCUGCUCUGUUCAAUGUCUCUUCUGUACCAUGUCAAUCAUCAUAAGCCCCAUUGGAAAUCAGUACGCUGUUAUUACUGUAGGUACAAAGUCCAAACUCCAUGACAUGUGUAAUGAUAAAUAUCAUGUUCCCACUGUAUAUAUUAAGUUGAAUUAUUAGGGUUUGAACAUGCGUCAGAAUGCGUUCUUCCAGCUCUGUUCAGUGUUUCAAAUGGCAGUUAUUCUUGUACGGCCAUGAGUGACAUUUGUAUUGUGCCAUAUUGUUUUCUAUGAAUAUUUCAAAUACAUUCUUUGCGUUAUUUUGCACUUUGUUAACAUUAAGGGGACGAGUUGUACGAGCAAAAGUAUUUCACGAUUGUUGCACGUCUUGUACAAAAAUAAACCAAUCCUGAAUAUUAA
Molecule: messenger RNA, 1714 nt
Organism: Gymnodraco acuticeps
Lineage: Eukaryota; Metazoa; Chordata; Actinopteri; Perciformes; Bathydraconidae
Product: transmembrane protein 60-like
Exons: 3
Coding region: 179-580 (133 amino acids)
Source: RefSeq, a predicted model, not a curated record